Molecule: messenger RNA, 4431 nt
Organism: Babesia bigemina
Lineage: Eukaryota; Apicomplexa; Aconoidasida; Piroplasmida; Babesiidae
Exons: 1
Coding region: 1-4431 (1476 amino acids)
Source: RefSeq, a predicted model, not a curated record
AUGGGAUUUUUGUUUGAAAUAAUUAGUGAAGUAAAUAACAACGAAAAUCUUAAGAAAUACAAUACUGAAUUACCUAAAACACUUAAUAAAAUUAAACAAGCGCUAUAUAAUGGUAGAGAGAAAUUCAACACCCAUAUGCCCCUUGUCAGUCAAGGUGUUGCGAGGUGGUUGAAAGAGGUGAAUGAAAAACAUCAAAGUGUGAUUACACCUCUAGAACAUUUACUACGCUUAGUCAAUAAUCACAUGUCAAUUGAUAUGAGUGCAAUCAUUGUUACAGAACAGUUGCAUAAUUGGCAAGGCUUUUCCAGUCUCUACGUUGAAAAAAUUAUAGAAGCUGAAAAAGCUCUACAUAAUGUUGACGAAAAUUUAGAAAUUAAAUUGGCACCUAAACUAGACUUGAUAAAACAGGUGGCACAAAAUUUUUGGUCAUCCGUUAUUGACCGAUCCGUGACAAAUUCUGUAGAGACGCUGUACAAUAAGUUAACCAGCAUUCCGCAAACCCUCACUAAACGUAUAUCUGCUAAAACACAAACCGUGCAAAGCACUCUCAAUGUAAAGUUUGAUAAGAUCGCAGCAAAUAUUGAGAAUUUUAAAAAAAUAAAAAACAGUCAAAUUCAGUCAAUCAACAGUGCUGUGUCGGCAGCCAAUCAACACAUUGUCGAACUGAUUGGUGAUUCCCAAAACGGUUUCGAUACGAAUUAUAAGAAUCAGAUAUCCAAAAGAUUCACUGCUCUGCGGAAUGAAAUUGAACGUUUCGUAAAGAAAGAUUCCGGUAACACGACUGAGCUUCUGAAGCAAUUCGAAAUGGUCACCAAUGGCAUCCGAGAGCUGCAAGUAAACGUUCAAGGGGAUUUACAAAAGCUGAAAAAUGACAUUACUGCACUUGCCGACACAGUAUACAGUGAUGAUCGUAACCCGCUUGUUAACGAUGCGUUGACCCAGCUUAAAAACGACAUGGAAACACUUAGGAAUACGACAGCAGCAAUCACAGCCAAGUCUGACAGUUUGCAGCGUCAAUAUACAGAGUCGUGCAAGGAGACAAUUGAUAUAUUUGCGAAUCAGUACGGCAAAUUGAGAGAGUCCAUUUACGGUCCGGGAUCUAAGUCAGUCACCGACAUCAAGAAGGGCUCCAUCGCUCAUCUUGUCACUGAACUUAUUGAUGCUAUUGGUGCCGUGGAUGUCGGGAUACUAGAUAGCGCCGUCACCAAAUUCCACGGUGAUGUUACACAGAGGAUAAAAGAUGCGGCAGAUAAGGCUGUUGAAAAGGCAGCUGAUCAAUUUAAAAUGAAAGGUGACGGUGAAGCUCAGAUAGACGUGACAUCCAUAAUGGUUCUAUUUGAUGGCGCCAAAACGGCGCUUGAUCAAGCCGCUUCUUCGGUAAAUGUACAACUUGAGGCUCUGAAAGAAGUGCCCGGCGUCGUCGAAGAAUCUCGACAGGGUGCUGAUACACUGAUGGAUAAGCUAAAAGGUGAGCUUGAUGUGCUUCAAUAUCAAAUUAAGGCAAUAGAGGAGCCUGUGAACGCUGCCAAUGCAGUCUUAGAUGCUGCAAUAUCACAGCUACAAACAUCUUUACAAGAUGCUCAAAGUACCGCCAACGUUACUAUGUCCUUGCUCAGAAGUGAUCUUCAAGCGACAACAAAUAAAGCCUUCAACGACUUGGAAGAGCACGUCCAGAAAAUGUUUGCCGAGCAAAAAAAAGCAGAGUUGCGUGCUGUCUACACAUCAGUGUCCAAUCAGCUCUCCUCCAUCAAGAGCAAUAUUGUCGACGACAUGGAUACGGGCAUCAAGGGCCUGAUGGGCAAGUUGAAGCAGACGUUUGAAGAACGCAGGGUAUAUCCGUCAGACACCGAAAUGAAUAUUUUCGCCGAUAAAUUGGCUUCAUUUUUUGCUAAAUUCCUAGAAGAAGUUACCUGGCAACGAGACGUCAGUUCCUACCGUGACCGUCUCACCCCCCUCAUCGCCGCCCUCUCCGCCCUCCUGUCCACAAUGCACGAACACCGCCACUUCUCCGCCACCGUCUCCACCAAGCUCGCCGACCUCCACGCGCAACUCGACACCCUCACCCCCGCAAAAUUCGCCGAGGCCUCCCCGCUGCUCAACGUCGUCAAGGCCGGCGUCCGGGCGUUCCACGGGGAGCUCGCGAAGCAGUACGUCAGCAGGUACUCGGGAGUCGAAGUGGGUGAGAUGGUGAAAGAAGACAAAAUAACGGCAUAUGGAACUAAACUCUCUAAGGUGUUUCUUACGUCACUUACCACAUUAUGUGACGACUUGAACCCUUUGAAAAAAUAUUCGGGUAGCACAUGGAGACAGGACAAAAUAUACAAAGACACGUCAAUUGGCUAUUUCCUUGCUCGCCGAGGUUACGAAGUGAAUUCUGAAAAAGACAAGCAGACUGGUGAGUUACAGGACAAACCUGGAAUGAUCGGUUUCCACAUCUUCAAGUUUCUUGAUAAGCCAAGAGGCUCCGACAAUGAACACCUCAAGAAGUGUAAAGAGGAAGGAAAUGAACAUGAUGAAAAAGUGACGACAGCCGCCACAAAAUCGCCAUUUGGUGUGGUUGGAAUACUGAAUUGCCUAUUCAGGCACCUUCAUCAGUAUUACACUGCUUGCCACCUCCGCCACAUCGAGAGACCAAAAUCACCAUCGUCUGUCUAUCAAAUGCUCGUAUGGUUGACUGGACUGUCUCACAACCGCGUGUUUUCGAAAGUAUCAGUCAGCGACAUUGGUGACCUGUUUGAGAAGCCUGAUGAAGAUUCCGGUGAAGGUAACCCAGACGGCCUACCUGUUCUGCUUAAGGACCCUGACACCUUGCCAGCUUACCCCCAAGCCAUCGCAGCGUCAACUCUGACAUCUACCAUUCAAAAGGUUUGCGUUGCUGCUGAAGAUGUGCUCACUUCCAUUCUCGGCCACGGCCACGCGGACGGCAUUUAUGCCGUUGACUUCAACACUAACCCCGACGGUUUCUCAUAUCCCACCGCCCCCGGUGCUUGCUUCGAUAUGCUGUGCGACGUGCUGAAUCGGCUCUACCAGCAACUUUUCUUCCUCUACGGCCAAUGCAGCAACGAGGAACCCUCCGUCAGUUGGCGUGACUGUUGGUACGGAAACCAAGUAGGCGGGUCCGACUGGAAGUGUAAUGCUAUGCAAUGUCCUAACCAAAAGGGCAACCAAAUACACAAGCAAAAGUGUAACCAAAACUGUAGCCAAAUUGCUCAGUGCGGUAUAAAAUCGCCGCUUCAGUCCUUUUUAGAGGAUGGUCUCCCUGGCUUUUUGCCACACUCCUUCACCAAGCCAGGUUGUAAGCUGACAUGUACGCUCUCCAACCAUAGAGGUAUCCCUUGCAGAACGCCCAUGGGCUUCGCUGACAUCAGUGUCACGGCCUCUCACAGGCAGACGGGAGCGUAUCUCAAGAAGGUGCUUCAUGACUUUUGCGGCAGUGAAUCUGCGCCACUAACGAAGCUUUGCGCUCAGCUGACGUGUCUUUUGCAGAAACCUCCGCAGACGCUGGGAGACAUCUUUGCGUUUUACUAUGGUUACCUCGGAGGAUGGGCAGCUGAUUUCUAUGGAAACUUCGGAAAAUCGAAUCCGCAUACACAAGCCGCAUUUAAGCAGGCUGUCAACGAUGCGUACUUCGGAGAACAAUAUGGACAUCUCGAUCCGACCUCGUUGGUUAGCAGCAGUAAACACGGCGAUGAACAUUCGAAAGGUAAUUUAUGCAGCAUCGCAAAUUGCGAGUCUGGCUCAGUUGCGCCAUGUGGUCUCUAUGUCAAGUCAAUGACACAGGACAUUACUAGGUAUUACUCUGCCGAACAUAAGGCCAACCAUUUGUCGUGGAUCGUGUACAUCACGGAGACAUUCUGCGAUCUGCUUAAGAAAUUAUAUGACGACUGUUGCAAGAAAUGUGGUCCAGCCGGAAGUAAAUGUCAUGUGAAGAGCUGUGUUGAAAACUGCCAAGUCAAAUACACUGAUUCAACAGGGAAGCCUACGAGUCUAUCCCCUACCCACAACCAUUCGACUUACUGCAAAUCCAUAGUUAACUGCCGUGACACUCACCCUACCCUGUACAGAUACGGUUUUACCUUCGGACACCCAUGGGGACUGAAUGGCUCUGGUAAUAAUGAAGGGUCUAAAAGGACGUGCAGAGAUUUCUGCGAAGCGUUGAAGAAGAUGCUUGCUGAAGGUUCGGUGCUUAUUGAAUUACGCAAACAAAUCGACCAAUUCUUGUGGGAUAUUAGAGAGAAAUUCUCAUUCACAGUAUUGGCCCUCUGGCUCCUCUCUUUGUUGUACCUCAUCCACGUCAUGGUCAUCCGCCUAGACCUGCUCCACAUCAAAUCGCAUCUACAUAGUCCCUCAUCUCACCGUAUCGCUGCUCAAUCACUACUCGCCGCCGCACGUGUUAACAAGCUUAACAGAGUGUUUUAUCUGCAACCUUAA